Messenger RNA from Pediculus humanus corporis (human body louse), 2511 nucleotides. Its product is annotated as coiled-coil domain-containing protein, putative. Gene Ontology annotation, molecular function: protein binding. The coding region runs from base 1 to 2511 and encodes 836 amino acids. The transcript is spliced from 9 exons. The record is from RefSeq and is a predicted model, not a curated record. NCBI's taxonomy places the organism in Eukaryota, Metazoa, Arthropoda, Insecta, Psocodea, Pediculidae.
AUGACACAAGAUGCUCGUAUUGAAUCUUACGAUAAUUUAUUACACAAGAAUGUCGGAUUCAAUAAUCCCGGAAACGUUGGAUAUUUGGGUUCAUUGUUAGGCAUCGGAAAUGAAUAUUCUUCUAAUCUUCCCGGUUUACGUGAAAGAUUUCCAGAAGAAGAGUACGCGACGGAAUUACGAGCCAUGCAGGCAGCUAAGUGGGCAUUUAAAAGUGUCGCCGAAGGAAUUGAACAUUUCAAAGGUGGUCGACAUUCUGAAGCUUUUCAAUGUUUAAACAAAGCACUAAAUGUUGAUCCUCGAAACGUGGAAGGAUUAGUCGCACGUGGAGCUUUGUAUGCUAACAGUGGUAGCUUUCAAAAAGCCAUCGAAGAUUUUGAAAUGGCACUUAAAGUUAACCCGAAUCAUCAGAAUGCAAGGAAAUACAUGGGAGAAACGCUCGUUGCUUUAGGGAGAAGUUUUGAAGAAAAAAAUGAAAUGGAAGAUGCCAUGCGAGCUUAUCAGCAUUGUUUGGUUCUUUUGCCGUAUCACGAAGAGGCUCAAAAUUCAAUUGAUUUUCUGAGGUCUAAAAACCUUGUUACCAUGGUUCGAGUUCGAGUUCCAGUGAUUCCUCUUCGGACUCUAGUUCCUCCUCGGGAUCCAGUAGCGGAUCGUCUCAAUCCUCUCAUUCCCGCCGAAGGAAAAAAUCAAAGAAAAACAAGAAGGAAAGAAAAGAGAAAUCGUUGUCGCCACUUUCUAAAAGGAUGCAACUCAUGGAUUCCGCGAAACCAAUGCAAUCCGGCAUCGUUUCCAAGAAUGAUUUUAGAUAAGGACGCGGAAUACGAAAUGAGAGUCCGAGCAUUUCUCGAACAAACCAAAGGUGAAUCGGAUUACGAAGAACGAGUUCGUAAAUUUUUGGCCGAAGCGGCUCGGUUUAAAAUGGAUCGAAAGUCUGACGAAAAGUCAAAGAAAAAGAAAAAGAAAGAAAAAAGGGAGAAGAAGGAAAAGGAAAAAAAUAAGAAGCGAAAAAGGGAGGAAAAAGAAGAGAAGAAACGAAGGAAGCGUAAUAGGAAAGAUAAAAAUCACGAGGGAGAAGAGGACGAUGACGAAUUAGAUGCCGCGCGAUUGCGCGAAGCCAUAAGAAAAGAAUUGGGAAUGAAACAUGAUUUGCGUAGGAGAACAACUCACGAAGAAGAAAAUAUGUACGAAAGACAAAUGACUGCCAAUCACGAAGAAAACAUGCCUUUAAAAUUGAGCGAUUUUUAUUUUAAAUCAAAAGAAGGAACUAAAAAAUACGAUGAAAAGCACAUGGAAGAUAGGAGAAAUUCUGUUGAAAAAGGGAAAAUGUCACCCAAAUUGCAUAGACCAAAAAGUGAUGAAGAAUCUCCUCCUAAAAACAAGACUAAAUUGACUGUCGGUGGAGGUUCAAAAUAUCAGGUAAAAAAAGACAGAGAAGACAAACCCAACUGGGACGAGACGGAUGAUAAAAGGAUGGUCCUGCCCAAAGACGAUGGCAAAAAGCUCAUGGACGACCGUAAGAAAAAUUUACCAAUUCUUCCGGAAGAUAAAAUUCCGCUACCGAUUGAAAAACCGAAAUUGUCUCCCGUUCCGCCUCCGCCUUUAGAAGUACCGAUUAAAACGGCGGUUGACAAAUUUUCAUUUAGAGUCAAAGUUAUCGAUCCACCCGUGGCUAAACCAUCGAAAAGAUCGGUGAGCACGAGUUCUUCGAAUUCGGAAAGUAGGAAGAAAAAGCAAAGGCGAGCGGGUUCCUCGGUGUCUUCGGGAAGCAGGAAAUUGAGUAUAUCUUCUAGUAGAGGACGACGGUCGAGAUCGCGGUCUUUUAACAAAUACGGUUCCAACUCGAGAUCACGUUCGUACAGGUCGUCAAGGUCGCAUUCGAGAUCUUACGAUAAAUAUUCCAGGAGCCGUUCCAGAUCGUUGCGAAGAUCGUCCAGAAGUCCCAGACGACACAUACAGCGAUUUAAUCGUCACCAACGCGGUACAUAUUACAAGCCGAGAUUUCAAAAUAAUUCCCACCAGUACAGGAAUCAGCGGGGGCGAGACAAUUACAAUAAUCGCGGUCGCGGGUACUACAAUAACAGGUACGACAACCGAUACGAUAACCGGUACGACAGAGGGCGAAAUCGUUACGCCCAACGUUCCGAAGGUCGAGGACGCGGUCGUUACUUUCACAACAAUCGGCCUCAACAUUACAACGACAACAGGAGGCGGUACUACGACGACGAGAGGAGAAGAUCUCGGGACAGGAGUCGGAGCGGGAGUUUCGACGACAGAAACGAUCCCAUGAGAAAAGUCGGAGCGGCCAAGGAUAAAAUCGACAAGUAUAUUGAAAUGGAGGAAAAAUUAGAGCCGAGAAAGAGGGAUGAGCCCUUAUCGGAGGGCGAAGCCACGGAUUCGCCUCCGAGAAAACCCGAGGGUCCCGUUUUACCAUCCGAAAACAUGAAAGACGAAAAAUCAGGGUCGAGGAGCAAGUCGAGUAAAAAGGAAGAAAUAAAAGAAAAAAAUAAGGAAUGA